ACCCCCAUGUACUUUUUCAUCAGCAAUCUGGCAUUCCUGGAAAUCUGGUUUACAUCCUCCACAACUAUCAAAUUGUUGGUGAUUCUGAGCUCUGGCAGGAGAACAAUCUCAUUAAGCAGCUGCUUUGCCCAGUCCUAUUUCUAUUUUUCCCUGGGUGGUACAGAGUUCACUCUCCUUGUUGUCAUGUCCUUUGACCGCUACCUUGCCAUCUGCCAACCUUUGCAUUAUGCUGCUGUCAUGAAGUGGCAGCUCUGCACCCACCUCGUUGUUGCUGCUUGGGUCAUAGGCUUCACACUCUCGAGUUCCCGCCUGGUCCUGCUCUCAAAGCUGACUUUCUGUGGCCCAAACAAGAUCCACCAUUUUUUUUGUGACAACUCUCCCUUGUUCAAACUGUCCUGCUCUGACACCAGCCUGCUUUGGAAAGCAGACUCUCUUUUCAUAUCAUUUGUAGUGCUGGGUUCCUUAUGUUUAGUCCUGGUGUCCUACAUGUGCAUCUUCCAUUGUAUUCUGCACAUGCCAUCAGCAUCUGGGAGGAAGAAAGCUUUUGCUACAUGUUCUUCCCAUCUCAUCAACUUAGCCAUCGGAUAUGGAAGCUGCAUUGUGCUCUAUGCACGACCCUCAGAAGAUGUUUCCUUGGAGACCAACGGAACCGUAGCUUUGCUGAACACUGUCCUGUACCCAUUCUUAAAUCCCUUCAUCUACAGUCUC
This is a messenger RNA of Dromaius novaehollandiae (emu), 708 nucleotides long. Its product is annotated as olfactory receptor 6E1-like. Gene Ontology annotation, cellular component: membrane. The transcript has a single exon. The record is from RefSeq and is a predicted model, not a curated record. The annotation marks the transcript as partial. Gene Ontology annotation, biological process: G protein-coupled receptor signaling pathway. Gene Ontology annotation, molecular function: G protein-coupled receptor activity; olfactory receptor activity. NCBI's taxonomy places the organism in Eukaryota, Metazoa, Chordata, Aves, Casuariiformes, Dromaiidae.